UGCAGCCACAUGCUUAGGGGGCGGGUCUGUUGACGUUUCCGAUCACUAGCAUGUUCUAGAUGUUUUUUUUUUCUUCCGCAGACGGUGACGUAGCUGCAGUUCACACUAGUCCGCAUGUUUUCCCCUCUGGAAGCACCGGAAUACACUGCAGGCUUAACGAACUCAUUCUGGGAUCACUAAACGCUAAACUAACGGAAUAAGUGUUUGGAAAUAAACUCGUGAACGGGAGCUGUUUGAAGGAGCGGCAGAAGGAGAGAUGGUGGAUUACUACAAAAUCCUGGGCGUGCCCAAAACAGCCUCCCAAGAUGACAUCAAGAAGGCUUACAGGAAACUGGCCUUAAAGUGGCAUCCAGAUAAAAAUCCGGACAACAAAGAGGAGGCUGAAAAGAAGUUUAAAGAGCUUGCUGAAGCUUAUGAAGUCCUGUCUGACAAGAGCAAACGAGAUGCAUAUGACAGAUAUGGAAGUGAGGGAAUGAGACAUGCAGAUUCCUCUAGUGCAGACUUCUCCUCAGAUUUCCCAGGGUUUACCUUCACAUUCCGCAACCCAGACGAAGUGUUCAGAGAGUUCUUUGGAGGCCAGGAUCCUUUCGCUAGUUUUUUUGAUGAUUUCUCAUCAUUUGGAGGCUCGUCCUCUCGCUUGGGAACAAAUCGAUUCUUCUCUUUUCCUUCAACUGGAGUUCAGUUUACGUCUUUCUCUUCUUCCUUUGGCGGGAUGGAUGGAAUGGAAAGUAUGGGUGGAGGAAUGGGUAACUUCAGAUCGGUUUCUACCUCCACUCGCAUCGUAAAUGGAAGACGAACCACCACCAAAAAGAUAAAGGAAAAUGGACAGGAACGAAUAGAGAUUGAAGAAGACGGGGUGUUAAAGAAAGUCCUAAUUAAUGGGAUGGAGGAUGACUUGGCCCUUGCUCUGGAAAUCAGCCGCAGAGAGGAGCAGCCGCAGCAGUCCGGCCCGAAACCCCAGAUCCAGAGCAGAUCCACCGAGUCCGACAGACACAGGUCCAGUCCUUACUCGGCAGGACCUCAAAGGUCGUACAGCUCCGCCCCCUUCUACCACUACGAGAGGGAGGAUGAGGAUGAAGAUGAAGACCUUCAGAUGGCUUUGGCUUGCAGCCUGUCAGAAAUGGAGGCUCAACAGAGAGCUGCGGCUAACGACUACAUAUCAGACUCAGACUUCAAGGCCACCAGUUAACCUGUCGGACUCUUGCUGCUGUGCUGAAAAACUCCACUCAAAGGUCAAACCUCAAUUCCCUGCUAUGCACUUUGCUCCAUGCUGCUUUUUCUUAUUUAUGUGCAUCUUUUUAUGUUUGUAGCUCAGUUUGGAGCAGAACUCUGGAAGCUUGAUGAAAACUGAGGAAAGUUAAAACCGUCUGUAAUGAAAUUUUCUCAGAAACUUCAAAUAUUUCUGAAGAAAUUUUUCCAUAUGUAGUUUUUUUUUUGUACGAAAGGUACAUAAUUAUUGAAGCAGGGCAACUGUUUCCUUCUAAAUUAUAUUUGAAAAGAAGUAUUCUGAAAGACACAAAAUAAAUAAAUUAAAAUGUU
Messenger RNA from Oryzias melastigma (Indian medaka), 1539 nucleotides. It is a transcript of the gene dnajb2, whose product is annotated as DnaJ heat shock protein family (Hsp40) member B2. The coding region runs from base 257 to 1189 and encodes 310 amino acids. NCBI's taxonomy places the organism in Eukaryota, Metazoa, Chordata, Actinopteri, Beloniformes, Adrianichthyidae. The transcript has 12 exons. The record is from RefSeq and is a predicted model, not a curated record. Gene Ontology annotation, molecular function: Hsp70 protein binding.